GGAAGAGGGGAGCGUGCAGUCGUUUAGACUACAUCCGCUCGCACCACACUGUCAAUGCGUCCUCCAGGAACGCGCAUGCUUCUCGCAGACCUCCCCUCCAGUACAACGCAACAGUGCUUGCAUGAAAGUCGCACUCCAAUCUUUUUGCGCUCAUUUUGCACAAUUGUUAUUCGGCUAAGUGAACUAACGACGACUGUUGUACACAUUCUAGUCCUCUCUGCUGCAACUAUAAAGGCACAUAACACUAACUGGCUUCGAUGAACAUAUUCAGGAUUUAAGAUGGUAAUUGUAGGGUUUCCAUCGCUAUCGCAUCUCUGGCUGGUCUGCUGUGUUGUUGUGCUACGAUUAGCUGAAGGUGUGGUGAAGAUCGGUGUGGACUAUCUUAAUGAUUCCGGUCGUGUUGUGAUCGGCAAUCAGACCUUCUCGUUGCCGGGUCAAGGUGUACGGAUCAGUUGUCGCAGUGAUACAUCGCUGCCCGGCACAAAAAUCUCCCUUACGGGACCGGAAAUCGGGCGGCUGGGAGGACCUCCCGAUAGCGUUGUGAUAAUCGACUCCAUAGAGUCCAAGCAUGGUGGACUGUACGGCUGCACAGAUGGCUCAUCCGUUGAUACAUAUUUCCUUAAUGUUCUGGAUGCUAAUUUACUGGUGGCCGAGAAUGUGACCACAAAUGGCACCCAGUACCAUGUAACUCUGAAGUGUAAUCAGCAGUUCCAGCAUCCAUUGCCACUCAUAUGGCGGUACCAAGAAAAUGGACCGGUUUUAAACGGUAUUCCUAAAGCUGCUCAUACUUAUGAGGUGAAACCUGACGCAAACUGGAGUUUGGUUAUAACUAACAUGGGAAGAUACCCAGAAAAAACUGGAAAUUACUUUUGUGAACUGAAUUUAACGGAUUCCUCGUACCGACCAGACAAGCCGUUGAGAAAACUUGUGGAGUACAAUUCUAGACCAGAUGUUCGUUUCCUGGCAAACGACAUACGAAAGGCGGCAACUAGAGCGGAACGCCACACGUUAACAUGCAUAUAUACCGGACAUGGACAUGGAAAAGUUAAAUGGAUUGUGAAAAACAGCAUAGCUAACUAUACAAUAUUCGACUAUGAUGAUCAACGGGAAGUGUGCGCUAGCGCUAAUAAUCGUUUGUGCACCAACCCGCCAUCACGAUUCCAGUUAUACAGGGACUUGGAGCUUGAACAAACUGCAGAUCUAAAAGAGCAGAACGAAAGCGUAUCCGUGCUUUCGAUUGAUAAUGUUAACGAUUUAGAUCGUGGAGAGUACUGGUGCUAUGUCAGAAAUAAACAUGGAGAAAAUGGAGCGAUGGUAUUCCUCAGGGUGAAAGAUAGAUUUGCAGCAUUAUGGCCGUUCCUGGGAGUACUAGCUGAGAUUAUUGUCCUCGCGCUUGUUAUCUGUGCUUGCGAACGACGACGCAAUAAGGAGUUAGCGGCUGAAGAGGAGGAAGAAGCUGCACAGCUGAUGCGCGAUAGUGAAGCCGCCAGGGAAAGAGAAGCGAGCGUGCGUAACCGGAAAUAAAGCAGUUAUUUCGCAAGUGCACUUAAUUUCUUAUGAACUGGAUAAAAGAACGAAUGUGAUCGAUAAAGCAUACUGCAUAAUCGUUGUCGGCAAUGAUGUCAAGGGGCUGCGCGAUAUGUGAAGAGCUGAUUACUAUCUAUGCUGCGGAUUUUUUUUAAAAUUUACCAUUAGUAUACUGUUGUGCGUCCUGGUCAUCGAGAACAUUCAUAUAUCAUGGUUGAAUUACCAGUUACCACAAAUCAUUUUUGUCCCGAUCGUGAAACAGUGAUUGUGAUCCUGAAGCAUUGA
Paramacrobiotus metropolitanus is the source of this 1812-nucleotide messenger RNA. RefSeq names its product neuroplastin-like. The coding region runs from base 280 to 1524 and encodes 414 amino acids. NCBI's taxonomy places the organism in Eukaryota, Metazoa, Tardigrada, Eutardigrada, Parachela, Macrobiotidae. The record is from RefSeq and is a predicted model, not a curated record. The transcript has 5 exons.